AUGGCUAUUGACUGUAGGAGAGACAACUCGGACACAGCACAGGACAACAGCGCACAACACAGUACAGCAGGGCACAACACAGUACAGCAGGACACAACACAGUACAGCAGGACACAACACAGUACAGCAGGGCACAACACAGCACAGCAGGUCACAACACAGUACAGCAGGACACAACACAGCAGGGCACAGCACAGCAGGACACAACACAGCAGGGCACAGGACAGCAGUACACAACACCACACAGCAGGACACAACACAGUACAGCAGGACGCAACACAGCAGGGCACAGGACAGCAGGACACGACACAGUACAGCAGGACACAGCGCAUCACAGCAGGUCACAACACAGUACAGCAAGACACAACACAGUACAGCAGGACACAACACAGCACAGCAGGACACAACACAGUACAGCAGGACAAAGCACAGCAGGGCACAGCACAGCAGGACACAACACAGCAGGGCACAGGACAGCAGUACACAACACAGCAGGACACAACACAGCAGGGCACAGCACAGCAGGACACAAACAGUACAGCAGGACACAACAUAGUACAGCAGGACGCAAAACAGCAGGGCACAGGACAGCAGGACACGACACAGUACAGCAGGACACAACACAGUACAGCAGGACACAACACAACAGAACAGGACACGACACAGACACAACAUAGUACAGCAGGACACGACACAGCACAGCAGGACAAGGACACAACACAGCUCAGCAGGACACAACACAGCACAGCAGGACACAACAUAGUACAGCAGGACACAACACAGUACAGCAGGACACAACACAGCACAUCAGGACACAACACAGCACAGCAGGACACAACACAGUACAGCAGGACACAACACAGUACAGCAGGACAUAACAGCACAGCAGGACACAAAACAGGACACAACACAGCACAGCAGGACACAACACAGCACAGCAGGACACAACAGAGCAGGACACAACACAGCACCGCAGGACACAACACAACACAGCAGGACACAACACAGCACAGCAGGACACAACACAGUUCAGCAGGACAUAACACAACAUAG
Haliotis rufescens (red abalone) is the source of this 1053-nucleotide messenger RNA. Its product is annotated as mucin-12-like. The transcript has 3 exons. NCBI's taxonomy places the organism in Eukaryota, Metazoa, Mollusca, Gastropoda, Lepetellida, Haliotidae. The record is from RefSeq and is a predicted model, not a curated record. Bases 1 to 1053 code for a protein of 350 amino acids.